Trichomonas vaginalis G3 is the source of this 876-nucleotide messenger RNA. RefSeq lists its product as uncharacterized. Bases 1 to 876 code for a protein of 291 amino acids. The record is from RefSeq and is a predicted model, not a curated record. The transcript has a single exon. Lineage: Eukaryota; Parabasalia; Trichomonadida; Trichomonadidae.
AUGAUUGGUGCUUUUUAUGAAGAUAAAAAGUAUCGAGUUUCAAAAGAAUCUUCAAAUUGCAUUGGUAUCUCAACAGCAUGUCCAGAUAAGUAUUGCGUAUAUACUAAUAAGACACUUAUUAAAGUUUGGACAGCAGAACAAAAUGAAACAGCAAGUAUUUUCUUAAUAAACCAAAGCACUGUGAUAACAAACAUAUCAAUCGAUAAUUCAACAAAUUCAACAAUAACAGAAGAUAUCGAGUAUUAUCAUUAUUAUUCAACCAAUGUUAAUGAUUCGUUAAAAUUAAAAUUCAGUAGAUUAGUACAUAGAGAGACCAAUAACACAUUCACGGUAACGACACGUAUCAGCUCAAUUACACUUCUUGGCAACUUCAAUAUCACUACAACAUUCAAGAACAAUGAUGGUAUCAUUUCUCAACAAUAUAACAAAUAUACGAACGGUACGGUAUCAUACACAGAUGAAAAAGGAUCAUUUCCAAGUGGUAUUUACGGUUAUUAUUCUGUAGAUUCAACUAAGCGAGUAGAUUAUAGUUCAUUAAAGGUUAAAUGCGCCGAUCUCGAAUCAGCAUCUGCCGAUUUGUCAUGGGUUAAGCCAGCACACGCAUCGAUAUUUACUCCGUUCCAAGGAAUGAUACCAACAGAAUCAAUGAUAUUUAAGAAAUCAGAUCUUCGAUCACCAGGAUUCCCACUUGCUGUUAUUGGUAUUAUUGUUGCUUUAAUAAUAGUUAUUUCUAUUGUGACUAUCGUUGUUCUUCUGAUUUACUUCGGUAUUGGCCCUUGCCUUCAGAAGUGCCCAUAUUUCGGCUCUUACAAGAACAUGAGUCUGGAAAAUGCAAGCGCUGAAGCAGAUGCAGCAUAUGUUAAGGUUGUUGAGUAA